This is a messenger RNA of Phaeoacremonium minimum UCRPA7, 4887 nucleotides long. RefSeq names its product putative gtpase activating protein. Gene Ontology annotation, cellular component: cytoplasm; TSC1-TSC2 complex; nucleus. Gene Ontology annotation, molecular function: GTPase activator activity. Bases 1 to 4887 code for a protein of 1628 amino acids. The transcript has a single exon. NCBI's taxonomy places the organism in Eukaryota, Fungi, Ascomycota, Sordariomycetes, Togniniales, Togniniaceae. The record is from RefSeq and is a predicted model, not a curated record. Gene Ontology annotation, biological process: regulation of small GTPase mediated signal transduction; positive regulation of GTPase activity; negative regulation of TOR signaling.
AUGUUGCGCCGGAUAGUCUCCUUAGGUCGCCAGCAGGGCUCUGAGGGCCCCGAUUCUAUGUCGCCGUCUCCGGGAGAUGCUGCCCAGUCCCCCGAUGCUAGGGGCGCCGGGGGCCUUGCGAGUGUCUUCAAAGGCCUAACUGGCUCGAAGUUGACCAAGUCUCCGACUCCUCCUUCACAAGCUCCCUCGACCGUAUCAGCCUCUGGCCAAGUCGAUGUCUCCGCACCAACCGUGAGCGGCCUACCCCCGAAUCAUAUAGCGUCCUUCGAACAGCUGAAGAAUGGGUCACUUACCGAGAGGGUCGCCGCCGCUCAGUCACUUCGUUUGGCUAUUGCCGAUUAUCCUCUCAACCCGGUUCUCGAUAUUUGGUACGCCGCGAAGGAUUUGAUUGAGCAAGCAAAGCCAACGGAUGCGAGGAUAGCUGGGUGGGAGUUACUCACCGAAUGCGUCAAGAAUGCUUCCUCGACUGACCUCGAGCGGAACGAAUACUUUCAGACUCUCUCUGCGACUGCCAAUCCUGACGACUUCCAUCUGCAACUUGCAGCUCUGGUCGACCUAACAAAUCAUGGGCGGGAUUUGUCCGGCUUCGAUUACGAUGUCAUUCCUCUGAUAACGUCUUGGCUCCAGGCAUCUUACAAUGCCGUGAGAACCGCCAGGAGACAGACUUCCCGCAGUGCUAGCAAGUCAACUAAGGGAAAGGCUGCGGUCUUCGGCGAGGACAAGAAUUUCUCUCAGCUUUUCAUGUUCAUCUUGGAAGUACUCAAAUUCAAUUCCAAGGCAGCCGAUGAUGACACUAUCGGCAAUCUUAUCGAUACUUUGCUCGACAUCUGCAUGAACACGAGUGUCGAGGAGGAUUUACGGGCUUGCAUAGAAGUAGUGAACGCCAUCAUCACUUACGGAUCCAUACCGAAGGAAAAAUUAGAUCGCUGCGUGGAGGUGAUAAGCUCCAUCCACUGUCUCGUAUCCAACCUGCAAAAGGACGCAUGGCAUACUCUCUCCAACCUUCUCAAAUCUCAUAAUGGCCAGGCCACGGUUCAGAUCCUCCUCAAUGUCCUGCGCAAUUAUCCGCGAGAGGGACAAAAUGAGAAAGAUGGCAAUAGAGAAGUACGAGGUGCUCUCUCAGUUCUCCAGAAGCUCGUAUGGAAGGGCGGCGCCAAAGGCUACCCUAUCCUUCCGUUUGCUCUUCUUAUGGAUGGCUUUACGAACGUUGUCACCAAGUCACCCUCUGCUCGAAUCGCCGCGUCUGUUCUGAGGCUGGUCAACUAUCUCUUCGACGAUGGAGACCGAAGGCUCAGUCCAUUACUUGCAGACGAGGACUGGACGGAUCUGUUCGAUGUGGCCGAGAAAUGCGCGAAACGAAUAGCUAUACCAACAUCUAAUAACGACGCUGACAGCCUUUUCCAAAGCUCUGUCCGUUCUGUCAUGAAGGAAGAGUCUGAAAAGAGCGAUGAUCCGAUCAAUAGAGAAUUAAAGACAUUGAUCUCUAGACUUGAGGAUAUAUUCCGCGAACGCCGUUCCGAUUUUAUCCAACGACAAGCAUGUAUCAAUUUCUUCACCAAAGUCCGUCAAGUUCUUCCAGACUCUGCCGCAACUCUAGUGUUGGAUUAUUUUGCGGAGUUCCGCUCGUGCUACCCUUCAGAUCUAGAAUGGGAAGACAACCUGUCUCUGAUAUUGGAUCAUUUCUAUUUGAACCGAAACCGAACUACGCUGGUGCGACUACGAGCUCUGCAGAGCGUCACCGAAGUAUAUGAUAUGCUUGAGCUCGUAGAAGAUCAGCUUGACAAAGAUUGUGUGCCGAAUUUGGUAAAGAGCAUUUUGGCCGACAUUGCCGAAGAAGAAGAUACUCUAGUCCUUCAAGAUACAGUGUCAUUCAUGGUCUCGGUAGCUACUUCAGCUGACGAUGAUCUCUUCGACUAUAUUGUCGAGACGCUCAGGGGCAUCAUCACCAAUGAGCGUCUUCAAUCACCAAUAUCUCCGCUGGUAAAUCAACCUUCCGAGUCAAUCAGAGCCUCCGAGCACCCUGGAUAUUUUGCAAACCAGAGUCCGGCCAAUGUCGUGGCGAGGGGUUACGUCCAGAUCUUCAUGCGGUCGAUGAACACUAAUGUCAGCAAAGCCGUGAAGGCUUUCAACGUGCUUAUUCACAUCGCCAGAUCGGCUCGUUCGAAUGAUGCUCGUCUGACAGCGAUGAAGAUGCUCUUUCGUCUCAGAGCCGAUUGGGCCAAUCGCAUUUAUCUGACACCAUUUACUGAAUCAGAAGGCUUAGCUGGCGUCUUAUAUCGGACGGAGGCAUCUUUAGCUCGUAAAUUGGCUGAUGAUGCAGCCCAUCCUCAAAGACAGUCAAGAAGUGAGCUGGUCGCAUCUCGUACAACACGAGGAAUAUCAUUCGGCCAGGGCCAGGGCUCAGGUCAGCAUCCAGAGAGAGUUCCACUAUCUCGUUCGACAAGCGGUGCUAAACCUGCAGCAUCUAAGUAUCAGCAGCUAUGGGCUUUACCGGAUCCGGACGCUCUUCCUGAGAUACCCUCGUCUAUUGCUAGCCCUGUUCUGUUUUCUCACAUGGACGAUGGAGAAGUCCCUGAGAAUGACGAGCAGGAAGCAGGCGCACUAAACAUGGCCGCCUGGCUUGAGGCUAUUCAGCACAACCUUUCUCAAGGGUGCGACUGGGAAGUAUACAGCUUCAACCUGGUCCAUCUACCUUCGCAACUGAGCAACCAUGCGCUAUUUAGAGACGCCAUCCCUCAGAUCCAGGAAAUCCGUCGGGUGCUCUGUGAACAGAUCAGGUUGAAUAUGUACCAGGAGCCUCCUACCUCUACCGGCUUGCGACGGCCGGAGGUUGGGAUCUGCAUCUUCCAAAUGCUAACGACGAUUAUGAGUUAUCAUGAGCAUUUCCCGAAGACCGAAGAGGACGAGCUAGUGAGAACGUUCAUGCAAGGCAUUGCGCAUCAAACUGCGAAGACUUGUAUUCACGCCUUGACCAUCUGUUGCCACGAGUUGCCACUGUCCGUGAGCAAGUCAUUGGUGCAGAUCCUACAGAAGAUGGCGACUAUCAUCACAGCGCCGUUCGUAGCCAUGCAUGUGUUAGAAUUCCUUGCGUGUCUCAGUCGUCUUCCCGGAAUAUAUAGCAACUUUAGAGACGAGGAGUUUCGAAUCGUUUUCGGCAUGUGCUUCCGAUACUUGGACACCGUCCGUGAAAAGAAACGUUAUGGGCGAAACAGCCACACUAGCGAGCCUUCCACACCAAGCAUCAUCACCGCUCACCAGUACGAUCAACUUGGUCAUCCUACUGCCGUUGAAGAUCUACCACAAUAUGUGUAUGCACUCGCAUAUCAUGUCAUCAUCUUCUGGUUCUUAGCACUGAGACUUCCUGAUCGCGCCAACCAUGUCGGCUGGAUUGCGAAGCGUCUGUUCCAGGAUGCUGACGGCGGAGCUACGUCUGACGAGCAGGCACAGACAACCAUCGACUUCAUGCAAAGAGUCACAUUUGCUGAUGCAGAUGAGUCUGCCGAAGAUCCCUUCUUCACAAAUGCCACAUUUGGCGAGAUUCUUGAGAAGCGUUGGGUCAUUGGCAAUAGUAUUGUCACCAUCAAACAAGCAGUUGGUGCCGGAUGGGCUCAAAUUACCAAGAGACAACCGUCUGGAACAUCUUGCUAUACUGUUCGUGAAAAUUUCCGGCCACCUCCGUCUCAUCAAACUGGAAUGCUGGCAGAGAGCAAGGAGCCUCAUUAUCUGCCACCUCACAGCACUCUCCCCAGCCAUCUUCUGGUGCAAUUGCUCUCUUCAAUUCCACAGAGUCAUGAUGUCGCCCUACGACCGAUCCCCCUUCCAGAUGAUGAAGCUGUCCAGCGGGCUCUCAGAUUAUUUGAUCGCACAUCAACCGUAGAUGGACACAAAGUUGGCGUCAUCUACAUAGGAGAGAAUCAAACCAAAGAGACCGAGAUUCUAGCCAACAUUUCUGGGAGCCGUGACUACGUGGAGUUCUUGAAUGGUCUGGGUACUCUGACGAAACUGAAGGGUGCUACCUUCAACACGCAAGGACUGGAUCGUGAGUAUGACAGCGAUGGACAGUACACGUUCUGCUGGCGUGAUAGAGUCACGGAGAUGGUAUUUCAUGUCACCACGCAAAUGCCAACAAAUCUAGAGCAUGAUCCCCAUUGCAUCAACAAGAAACGGCAUAUCGGCAAUGAUUUCGUCAACAUUAUAUUCAACGACUCGGGCCUGCCAUUCAAGUUUGACACCUUCCCGUCAGACUUCAACUAUGUCAAUAUUGUCAUCACACCAGAGUCGAGAGCGUCCUUCGUUGCUACCCGCGAAGCCGCACGCGAAGCUGAUGCAAAAGAAGGAGACAAGGAGAAAGCUACAGGUUUCGGGCCAUUCUUCAAGGUCCAGGUCAUGAGCAAGGAGGGCUUCCCAGAAAUCUCACCGGCAGCCGAGACGAAGAUGGUGAGCCUAAAGGCGCUGCCUGACUUUAUCCGGCUGGUCGCCCUGAACGCGUCUGUCUUCUCGCUUGUCUGGGCGAACCGCGAGGGCGGAGAGCACGUGUCCUCAUGGCGCAGUCGCCUUCGUGAGAUCAACCGCCUCCGCGAGCGACACGGACCCAAGUUGGCCCCCUCACCGUCGCCACCACCAACCUCCGUUGGCGGUUCUAUCGUGACCAGUGGCAGCGGCCCACAAUUGCAGACCUCGGCUGACAGCUCAAGACCAGCAAGUGGUGUUCGAGAUAGCUUCUCGAGCCUGCGGCGCUCUUCGGUUGCCACAUUCUUCACCACGACAAGUGACCAGACUUCUCACCGCUCGUCCAUGAUGUCAACGAACACGAAUGACACUGAGGUCAUGCAAAUCAACGGCUUGGAUUCGCUGGUAGACUCGCUCGACUUCUCAAAGUGGGCCUGA